Molecule: messenger RNA, 3060 nt
Organism: Monomorium pharaonis (pharaoh ant)
Lineage: Eukaryota; Metazoa; Arthropoda; Insecta; Hymenoptera; Formicidae
Gene: Vps35
Product: vacuolar protein sorting-associated protein 35
Exons: 12
Coding region: 251-2689 (812 amino acids)
Biological process (GO): intracellular protein transport; retrograde transport, endosome to Golgi
Cellular component (GO): late endosome; retromer, cargo-selective complex; retromer complex
Source: RefSeq, a predicted model, not a curated record
UAUAAAAGCUACUUUUGCGCAUGAUACGAUUGAGCAAUCGAUGAAUUGUAAAAACUUGCCUAGAUGCUAAUACAAGAGAAAAAAAAAACAUUCAAUAAGUUAGUGUAUAUGCGUGUGAAAGAUUACUCCAAAUAUUCCGAUUCAGAACUCCAUGGAACUCUGGCGGAGUCGGGCGUAUCCGAUCUGAUGUCAACCAGAGUCCCUAAGGCGUAUGUGCGAGAAAUAGUUGUGUGUAUUCCUUUUUAAGAAAAUGGUAUCUUUGUUUUUCUCGCAGCCAAUGACACCUGCAAUCACAGGAAUGGAGGAACAGGAAAAAUUACUAGAAGAUGCGAUUGGUGUAGUAAAGGUCCAGGCUUUUCAGAUGAAACACUGUCUAGACAAAUCCAAGCUGAUGGAUGCACUGAAGCAUGCUUCUACCAUGUUGGGAGAACUUAGGACUUCUCUCCUAAGUCCAAAAAGCUACUACGAAUUGUAUAUGGCAAUUACAGACGAAUUACGGCACUUGGAACUGUAUUUGUUGGAUGAAUUUCAAAAAGGAAGAAAAGUUACAGAUCUGUAUGAAUUAGUACAAUAUGUCGGCAAUAUUGUGCCCAGACUCUAUUUACUUAUCACUGUUGGUCUUGUCUAUAUCAAAACAACGCCCGGCUUGAAAAGAGAUCUUCUGAGAGACCUCGUGGAAAUGUGUAGAGGUGUGCAACAUCCACUUCGCGGUUUAUUCUUAAGGAAUUAUUUGUUGCAAUGCACAAGGAAUAUUUUACCAGAUGUUACCGAGGGUGACGACGAAGAUGGGACUGUUCGUGAUAGCGUAGAUUUCGUUCUGAUGAAUUUUGCAGAAAUGAAUAAAUUAUGGGUACGUAUGCAACAUCAAGGUCACAGUAGGGAUAAAGAAAGAAGAGAAAGGGAAAGAGAAGAGCUUCGAAUUCUAGUUGGGACAAAUCUUGUACGACUCAGUCAAUUGGAAUCUGUGACAUUGGAUAAAUAUAAGAAGCUGGUAUUACCAGGAAUCUUGGAACAAGUAGUUAGUUGUAGGGAUGCAAUAGCACAGGAGUAUCUUAUGGAGUGCAUAAUUCAAGUUUUUCCCGAUGAAUUUCACUUACAAACGUUAAAUGCAUUUUUAAAAUCCUGUGCAGAAUUGCAAAAUGGAGUAAAUGUUAAAAAUAUAAUUAUAUCGCUGAUCGAUCGACUCGCAGCCUUUAGUCAACGAUCUGACGGAGUGGGAGGGCCGGGAAGUCCCAAUCAAGUGCCAGGAAUUCCACAAGAUGUUAAAUUAUUUGAUGUGUUUAGUGAUCAAAUUGCAACUAUUAUACAGACGAGACAAGAUAUGCCGCCCGAAGAUAUUGUAUCCCUCCAAGUGGCUCUCAUAAACUUAGCACAUAAGUGCUAUCCUGAUCGUGUAGAUUAUGUAGAUAAAGUUUUGUUUACAACAAUCCAAAUAUUCCAAAAGCAAAAUGUCGAUAAGUUGGAACAUAAUAGUGCUGUUUCAAGAGAACUAGCUAGAUUAAUGAAGAUUCCUGUAGAUAAUUAUAAGAAUAUAUUAACUGUGCUUAAACUUGAACACUAUGCACCCCUUUUGGAUUAUUUCGAUUAUGAGGGCAGGAGAUCAUUGGCUAUAUACAUAAUAACGAAUAUUCUGGAAAAUGAAACGUUGAUACCGACGCAAGAACAAGUAGAUGCAGUGCUCCUUAUGGUAUCUUCCUUGGUACAGGAUCAACCAGAUCAACCCACUAUAGAAGAGGAUCCUGAAGAUUUUGCCGAGGAACAAGGAUUACUUGGAAGACUAAUACAUCAUUUUAAAUCAGAAACGCCAGACCAGCAAUAUAUGAUAUUGAGCGCUGCAAGGAAGCACUUCAGCGCUGGUGGCAACAAGAGAAUAAAAUUCACUCUACCUCCCAUAGUUUUCCAAAGUUAUCAGUUGGCUUUCACAUACAAAACACUGAAAGAUCAGGAUGAUAUGUGGCAAAAGAAAUGUCAAAAAAUCUUCCAGUUCUGUCAUACGACUAUCACAGCACUGAUGAAAGCCGAAUUAGCUGAACUGCCCUUAAGACUAUUUUUACAAGGUGCGAUAGCCAUCGGCGAGAUUCGUUUCGAUAAUUUCGAAAUGGUAGCUUACGAAUUCAUGAGUCAAGCAUUCUCGAUAUACGAGGAUGAAAUAAGCGAUUCGAAAGCACAGCUGGCAGCAAUUACAUUGAUCAUCGCUACAUUUGAGCAAAUGAGUUGCUUUGGCGAAGAAAAUGCGGAACCCGUACGUAAUCAGUGCGCUUUAUACGCGAGUAAAUUGUUGAGAAAGCCUGAUCAAUGUAGAGGAGUUGCUACUUGUUCACAUAUAUUUUGGUCUGGAAAAUCUUUAACUACAGGUGGAAAAGAAAUGCAAGAAGGUGGUAAAGUGUUAGACUGCUUGAAAAAGGGUAUUAGGAUAGCAAGUCAGUGUAUGGACACGUCAGUGCAAGUACAGCUAUACGUGGAGCUAUUAAACCAUUACAUUUACUUCUACGAAAAAGGAAACACUGCUGUAACCGUGCAAAUAUUGAAUCAAGUAAUAGCGAAAAUUAGAGAGGAACUUCCAAAUCUGGAUACGAGCGAAGAAACCGAUCAAAUACAGAAACAUUUAGCAAAUACAUUGGAACAUUUGAGAAAUAGAAUGGAAUCGCCAGAUUCUGAUGGACUUACUUACCAAGGCCUUGUCCUUUAAUAGUGCGUAAACGAUAUUGUAAUUUUGUAAAUAAAAUAUUUCUAUAAUAUGGACGAUAUUAUAAGUCGGUUGCACCAACAACGGUUAAUAGAUUCUGAUUAAUUUUUCAUUUUAUAUAUCUUUACUAUAGACAGAACUGUAAAUUAAAAGUGAUAAAUAAAUCACCAAUUUGAAAUUAAUUUACUAUGAUUGUUGUUGCAACUCAGAGAUCAAUAGUUAUGAGAUUAUUUCUUAACUGGAUAGAUGUUUAAAUUAUAUGAAAAUGCCUAUACAAGAUGAUUUGUUACGUAUUGAGCGUACAUAUUGGAAUUAAUAGAAUUGUAUGUAUACUUGUUUUAAUAAAGAUUUAUUAUAUAUACAUCUAUAUCAAA